AUGGACGAAUAUACGGCGGAAGCCUUUGCCAACCGCGAUGAACCGAUUCCGGUCAUCGCUCACUCCACGACCAAUGUCAAUGGCUCAGCCUCAGAGGCAGAUGGUGAAGGCAGAAGACAAAAGCUCAAAAGCCCCUUAUCACCAUCCCGUCAAAAGACCAGACCCAUUCAGAUCAGCAUUGCUGAGCAAGAGAAGGAUGAGACCCCAGCGACGCCCAGUCUCAGGACAUCUAUCCAGGACCGGCUGUUUUCGAGUUUACUCCGACAAGUUGGUCCCACGGACGAUCCAGAAGAAGGCUCAUCUGCCACCCCAGUCGAUCCUCAAUCGAAUUUAUACGUCUCCCGUCCGGCAUUCAGUCUGCCAGUCAUGACCAAUAACUUCAGACGCUUCAAUGCGCGGAUUGGCAUCGUCUUCGUGUUCCAGAACCGGCUCAUCCGCCUGUUCACCUGGCGAACACCGACGCACACUCUAUCCUUUCUCGCAACGUACACGUUCGUAUGUCUAGAUCCCCACCUUCUCAUUGUCGUUCCCAUGGCCAUCGCCUUGUUUUACAUCAUGAUCCCGGCCUUCACAUCUCGCCAUCCUCCACCACCGCCCGUGACCAACGCAAGCAUGGCGAGAGAGUACCACCAGGCUUUCACGGGCCCUGCACUUGCCCCAGCCACGGUGAUUAAACCUGCCAGCGAAACAUCGAAGGACUUCUUCCGCAACAUGCGCGACCUGCAGAACAGCAUGGCCGAUUUCAGCAACGCCCACGAUGCAUUGGUCAACACCAUCGGGCCUGCAACAAAUUUCUCCGACGAGACGUUUUCAUCCCAGCUCUUCUUGUACCUCACCAUUCUGACGACCUUGUCAUUCAUCACCGCUCAUCUCCUUUCUUGGCGGCUCAUCUUCCUUCUCACGGGCUGGGGCUUCACAGUCUCCUCCCAUCCCACAGCACAGACCUAUCUCUUGAAGCUCCGGACACAGGCCGAACAGCAAACAAACCUUGCCCUGAACGACGUAAACCACAAGCAUCAGAAAUAUAUCCCCAACACCGGCAUCCCUCUGCCGGCCACACCGCAUGCCAUUCAAUCCUCAUUCGCCAAGUUUUCGGAAAUUACACUCUCCUCGACGCCCGAGACCCGGGAAGUCGAAAUCUUCGAGCUACAACACCGGCCCCUUUCAUCCAUUACAUCCGCCAAGAAGCCGGCGGCAGAGUGGCAACCCCACCUAUUCACGUCUCAGCCCUACGACCCUUUGUCUCCGGCCCGCAUAGCAGGCGACAGACCACGUGGAACACGCUUCUUCGAGGAUGUCGAGCCACCGGAGGGGUGGGAGUGGGCGAGCAAGAAGUGGGAGCUGGAUCUGGAAGCCGGGGAGUGGGUGAAUGAGCGGUUGGUCGUCGGGGUGGAAUACGAUGUGUUGAACCAUGACGCAGAUGAUGACGAGGAAGAGCCAACGAGUGCACAAACGGUCACCGGCCUGACCGAUGACGAGAAGGACCGUGAGGGGACGCGCCUACGACGGAUCAGCACCAACCGAAGAGAGAGCAUCAAUGUCGACUUUGGCGGGUGGGUGUGGGAUCUACCGCCAGCGCCGGGGUCAGGAGCAAACAGAGAAGACGAUCUCUGGCUUGCUUAUGGCGAUUACGAGGUGCCAAAGAUCGGCGUGAGAAGCACGAGCAAGGAGGAAGAGAAGGCGAGGAAGAAGCGAGAGAAGGAGAAGGAGAAGCGCGGCAAGAAGGAGAAGACUGGGGUACAAGAUAGAGAUUGGGAGGAGGCAGCCAGGAUGGAGAAUCGUGGGAGGACUGGCGAAUGGAGGAGACGACGGUGGGUGAGACUGGUCAAGCGGAAGGUCACAACUUGA
Cladophialophora carrionii CBS 160.54 is the source of this 1848-nucleotide messenger RNA. RefSeq lists its product as uncharacterized. The transcript has a single exon. Gene Ontology annotation, biological process: peroxisome organization. Bases 1 to 1848 code for a protein of 615 amino acids. The record is from RefSeq and is a predicted model, not a curated record. Gene Ontology annotation, cellular component: peroxisomal membrane. NCBI's taxonomy places the organism in Eukaryota, Fungi, Ascomycota, Eurotiomycetes, Chaetothyriales, Herpotrichiellaceae.